Messenger RNA from Arabidopsis thaliana (thale cress), 330 nucleotides. Its product is annotated as ECA1-like gametogenesis related family protein. NCBI's taxonomy places the organism in Eukaryota, Viridiplantae, Streptophyta, Magnoliopsida, Brassicales, Brassicaceae. Bases 1 to 306 code for a protein of 101 amino acids. The transcript has a single exon. The record is from RefSeq and is marked reviewed.
AUGAAACUACAGCAAACCAAAGUAAUGUUUUUCUUGUUAGCACUAAUCUCAACAUUGAUGUUCCAACCAUCGGAAGCUCAUAAUACGAACCUGUGUCCGACAACAGCGAUCGAUAACGUGCCUGGAUGUUUCGAUGCGGUGAGAAAAGCGGCAGCCGGAGAUUUCCGAUGGUUCACAGAAGUUUGUUGCAAGGCAGUAAGAACACUUCCUGAUACUUGCUUGUUGCUUGUUAAUCCUGGCCAAGCUUACCCUACUAAUAUCUUCAGAAGCAUUUGUAUUGGCAAGUUUCCUCCAUUGCGUCAUUAAUUUUCUUUAUCUUUUAAGUGUUAA